CGUGCUCGAAUUUUCAGUCUGUGACGGUAAUCGAAGCGAACUGGACGUGCCGCGAGCAAAGCUGCUGAAUUUUAAAGCAACACUGGCGUUAUCUUGCAACACCACCUAAACAUCGCGUACAUAAAUUGUGACCGACAAACCAAAACAAAAGAAAGAUGAACUGAUGGCAGCUAAUACAUAUAAUGGCCAUGGCAUCUUCCGUCAACCGUCCACACCGUUUGUGACAAAGUCCUUGAAAAAAUGUGGCAAGCAGCAAAAGAAAUGAAACGCGCGUGUGCGGAAUUGCCUAUCAGUGUAUGUUAAAUCGGUAAUGCUACAACAACAACAGCAACAAUAAAUAACAACAAAAACAAAUUUUAAAAAAUACAAGAAAUUUUCAUGCAACAAAUGUUCGCAAGUGCAGACUUUAAUGUUACGCUAAUGUUUGCUCUUGUUCAACGGUAUAGAAAUGCUAAAUAAAUAUAAUUUAUGUUAACUAAGCGCGUGUCAAUGUAGUUUUUUGAUGAGCCACAGCAAAGUUUAACAUUCAACUAGAAGCUCGGCGGCUAAUGCAACACAACAAUGAAAUGCCUGUUGUCAACAUGGCCGCGAGUAGAGUGGAUAUCAACAAAUUAUUGUUGUCAGCAAACGAAAUCGAAAGUGAAUUGUGCAGCAACUUCAAAUCGGGCAACGAAAAUCAAACAAAGCACAAAAUGCCAAUGGAUUGGACAAUACAGACAUUUGCUUGCGAGCGCAAUCAGCCAUCGGCAGAACAAAUGUAUUACAAGGAACCGAAACGACUGUCAAAAGUGUCACCCAUUACGCAUGAAAGUGAGUCAGUUGCUCAUCGCGCUUUUACUGGCCUUGCUGUUGGUGUUGCAAGCUGAAGUUGUUGUUGGGACGUUGGCGAUUGCGGAGGUGGCGACAACAUCUACGACAGCCACAUCUGUCAAUUUUAAAAGUAUUAUACGCAUCGGCGACGGCAAUAUUGUUACCAGAGACGCUAUUGAACAGUCGCUUGUAACGGUACAUGAUAUCGCCACCGAAAAUUUGGGCACCUUAUGCAUCUCUACGCUAUACCGCCCUUUGCAAGUGCCAAUUAAUUCCGAGCGUUUUGAAAGCGCACGACAAAAGGCCGAUUUAGUGGCCUCAAUACUGCAGGAAGUUGGGAUUGUACGACAUGGUGGUCUCAGUGAUGCAUUGGCUAAGGGCUUACUUAGUGACGACUCCACUACUGGCGCUAGAAUAUUAGCGCUAAACCUUACUAAUGGCGCCGUGCAGUCGUAUGUUUGGUGGGUUAAAAGUUAUCAUGAGAAGACUGGCGAGUUGCAGCGCUACGAGGAAGAUGGCUUACAGAUUGGAAAGAAGCCGAUUCAAAGUUAUCCAUGGUUCGACGAUGAGAACACAUCGCCAACUUUACGCUCGCCCAAAUUUGCACCGAGCCCACCGAAUAUGUAUUAUAAAGGAUGGUGGACAUUUCCCUAUUUCUCCUGUACAUUAAGUAAAUGGAUACUCUCCUAUAGUAUCGCAAUACCACCGAGUGGACGACACGGUUUACGUGGCUUCAUUAGUAUCGACAUCGAUGUAACCGGUCUGAGGGUCAAUCAGUGUGAAGCUCCCAUUUUUCGUUUAAGUUUCCAGCAAAUGCAAAAUCGACGACUGCACCUCACCGAUACACCAGCUCCCGAAUCCAUAGCGGAUAUACAAGCGUUUCAUGGUUCACACAAAUGUCACCGUGAUACUAUGAAGUGCGACUAUCGCGUCCCCAGCACGGAGACGCCGACAAUAACCACUAGCAAAAUACUCUCCACACCAAAUAGCUGGUCACGUGGCGCUUAUCAGUGCCUUUGUCGGCGCGGUUUCUACUCGAUGCGACAUCCCGACGGUUUUAAUGGCACCAUUAUGGAGAUCGCUUGGAAGGAGCAUCAAGAGAAUGUGAGCAAUUAUUAUGCAGACGUCUUUACUUGUCUGCAAUGUGAGCCCGGCUGUGAUUUCUGUACGGGGCCCGAGCCAUGUUUAGCCAACUACAAUUGGCCUUUUAGAAUAUCGCUUUUAGUAAUAUCAAUAGGCUGUGCCAUUGGAACUUUCGUGCUGGCAGGCUACCUUUUUCAUCAUCGCAAAGUAAAAGUUUUCAAAGUGGCCAGUCCAAUAUUUUUACUAAUUACACUGAUUGGAUGUGCCAUAAUGUAUUUAGAGAUGGUGGCCAUUUUCCCUUAUUUAGACAUGACAUGGUGUAUCGUGACAAAGUGGACUCGUCACAUGGGAUUUUGUAUCACAUACACAUCUCUGCUAAUGAAAACGUGGAGAGUUUCUCUCACGUAUCGCGUUAAAUCGGCACACAAAGUGAAACUCACCGAUCAACAACUUUUACAAUGGAUGGUGCCGAUACUGUUAGUAAUGCUUAUCUAUUUGGGCACUUGGACGAUCUCAGCCACUCCGUAUGCCGAAGUGAUAUACGACCAGGGCGGUUUGAAGUUCAAGCAGUGCUCAUACAAUUGGUGGGACCAUAGCUUGGCCAUCGGCGAAGUGCUCUUUCUGGCUUGGGGCAUACGUGUCUGCUACAAUGUUCGCAACGCAGAAUCAUUGUAUAAUGAAGCGCGUCUUAUUUCCUAUGCAAUUUACAAUAUUGCCAUUGUUAAUAUAACCAUGGUCGCAUUCCAUCUUUUCAUAUUUCCAAGAGCUGGACCAGAUAUUAAAUAUCUUCUCGGCUUCAUACGUACUCAAUUUUCUACAACAACAACAAUUGCUCUGGUAUUUGGUCCGAAAAUCUCACGUGUUCUCAAAGGGCAAGGUGACAAAUGGGAUCAGAAGGCCAAAGUACGCAGUAUAACUGCAUCGUUUUCAUUGAAUGGCGUUGGCCUGGUGCCCGAAGAGUCUCCUGACUUGUAUCAGGAAAACGAAGAAUUGAAGGAACAAAUCCAGAAGUUGGCACAUCAAAUUGAGUUCAUGAAGACUGUGCACAUGCAAAUGAAUAAUCGGCAUUUAAAACCGAAACCCGGUGGCUAUUUCACUAUAACAUCGACUUCAUUGCAGGCGCCGUUCAGCAAAAAUACGAUGUCAUCCGCCCAAACACAAACUUCUAAAGGCACUGAGGACUCUCUUGGUGGCAAUAAAAAUUUGGGCUUCCCCACCCAUUUAACACCGUCAAAAGCCCGAACGAAUAAGGAGAAAGUUUGACGAGAUCAGCGAAGUGUAAAAGAUUGCUCAACUGAAUUUAAUUUUCAACACUCAAUCGAUAGUCAUAGCGGUGAAUACUCACCACACUCAACACCUUCCAUAACACACCCACCGCCAACGCUCGGUCAAGCCGAGCACGAUCUACUCAAACAGUUUGCUUUGCUCUUUGGCCCCGACGCCGAUGUCAAUACAUAUUAUAUAUUAGAUUCAGAUAUUGAUGGAGAUGACGAAGACACUGGCGUUAACAGUUCGGCAGCCAAUGUGCAUAUCGAACAGACGAUUGCCGAAAUUAAUCAGAUAGGUUCACCUUUGGAAACCAGCCGUACAACGCCGACAAAGAGUGUAACCAGCUCAAUGACAAUUUCACCAGAAUCACCAUCGUUUACAGUUAAUGAGGCGCAUCUACCGCAUAUACCAUCUUCAUCUACAUCCAGCUCAUCCAUGUACGCUAUACGCACACCAUCACCGAUUCGAUUUCGUUUAUUGGAAUCGCCAUGCUCCGAUAUCGACGGUAUCACCCUUACUGAGAUGGUGGAAGUACAUUAUCCGCCGAUGAAAGCACACGACGUAAGAGUGAAUAUGGAGCAUUUACUGGUUGAAGGUCAAACUGAGGUUGGCGUCAAUGUCACAGAUGAUUUUCUGAGUCAAAAUAAUAAUACAUCCUGUUCUAUGUCAUCCACCCUAACAGAUAGCAAAACUGUUGAUGUACGAACACCGAUAGUGGUUUAAGCAUGUGUUAAAAAUAUGUAUGUAUGUUUGAAUGUGGUAUCCAUGGUAUUUAAUUGGGCUUAAGUUGGUAGUGGUCACAUUCAUGUGCUUGUACCCAAGCAAGAUUAUUUGAAGUGCAACAAACCACAAAAACAACCAAAAAUCUAUAAAAACAACAAAGCUAAUUGUGGUAAAUGAGGCGCAAUGUAUGUAUAAGAUUCAAAAACCUAGCUUCGUAGUUCGUUGUUAAAAAGUAUGCAGGCUUAUAAAUGUAAUUAGGUGACGAGGUUAAACUUAACAAAAAAAAUUAUUACUUUCUAGGGUCGUACGGCAUACGAUAGCAGAAUAUCUUAAGGAGUCAUUUGCUUAGUCAAGGUAUUUCUAAAGCUACAUAUUCUUACGGAAGCCAUUUAGAUGGCGCCUAAGGCUCAGUUAGUGUGUAAAGAUUAGGCGUAAGAAGACCCCAAGCGUACUAAUUAAUGGAGAACAGAAUUAAAUUUCUUCAUUUAUUGGCGAGUUCCACAGUUUUCAGACGUAGGGUGACUCUUCCCUAACUUUGUUGGCGAGAACUUGCUUUUGUCAACGGAUGACCAAUAUUUUGGCCUUUUCCACCGAGGGUUACUAUUAAAACUGUCGGCUUUAUAUAAAAAAGGUCUUCAGGUCCAACGUAGUCUGAUCAUCGAAUAGAAUUUCAACGCGAUAAUUAUCCUCCUUCGGAUAAGGAAUCUAAAGUCUGUCAAACCAGCUGUAAUUAUAGCAAGUAUUGACGUUAUAAAAAAAGAACGGAAAAUUUUAAGAAUAUUAACGCAGCUGCUGAAUUAAAAAAAAAAAUUGUUAGGUUAUAAAAAAUAGUAUGAGUAAAGGGAUUUAGUGAUGUGUAGAAAAAUUAUAAUGCUAUUAGUUUUUGAGGGCAUAAAACUCUUUAGAGUCAAAAAGUUAAACACGGCUUGCUUGUUAGUUCACAGAUACAAGUAUUACUACUUGGCCUCUUUUACCAUAAAUUGCUUUGUUAUUACUGUUAUACUUUGUAAUUUACUCUACUCGACUUUGCUAUAUUAAUUUAGUAAAUUUAUAUCUGUAGAGAUACUGAGGAAAUAUUGUUUAUUGGCUUGGUUCUAGCGCUUGGACUCUUUAGAAUAUUUUGUACAUACAUAUGUAAAUUUAUAUACAUAUUUAUGUAUGUAUAUAAAAUACAUAAAGCCUUUUCUCUGAUUUCCCAAUAAAUUUGGAGGCACAAAGGAAAAAUAAGACUCUUUACGGUCGAUUGAAAGCGUUUAAUACUGGCCACAAAUUUAUCAUUGGCUAAAGUCCUGACCAGGGUUGCAGAUAAUGCAAUAAAAAAUUAAUUGAAUUUAAAUUUGGAAUAAUUUUUAUUUUUUUUAAUUUUGUAAUCCCGAAAGCCUUAAUAAUAACAAUUUUUAAAUUUUUAAAACCCAAAUACCGGAUUUAAAAUAAAAGAAAAUAAUUUUUAAUUUCAAAAUUCGGAUUAAAAUUUAUGUUUAAUUAAUCUCGAUCACCAGAAAGAAAAAAAGAUUAAUAGCAAAAAUUUAAUUAAAAACCUAUAUAUUUUUUUUUAAAUCUUAAAUACCGGUUUGAAAACGAAAAAAAACUUCUUAAAUUCCAAAAUUAACAUAAAACAUUAAAAAUAAUUUUUUUUAGAAUUAAAAUUUUUUCGUGCUUUUUUACCUCGUGUUCUACCAUUUUUGUCAUCUUUUGAAAAAAAGUUUAUUUUUAAUAAAAUAUCCUUAUAGUAUAACUGCUUUUAAUUAUAGUAUAUAUGUAAAUCUUUUUUUAUAUUCCUUUUCAUUGCAGCUUUUAAUUUGAAAAAUAAUUUUUUUAUUUGUUACUCAACUUUUAAAUUUUAAAAUAGUUUUUCAAUUUUUAUGCAAGAUGUUGAAGAUUAAAAAAUAAAUUUAAAAUUUUUAUUAUUAAAUAUUAAUUAGUCCCAAACAUGAAAAUUGAAUUUUUAACCCCAAAAUAUCAAAAUUAGAAUUAAAAAUUGAAAUUUUACUUUUUAAUCGCGAACAUCUUGAAAAAAAUUGAGAAAAUAUUUUUAAAAUGAAAAGUUAUAAAAAAAUUAUUUUUCGAAUUAAAAAAAAAAAAUCAAAUUAAAUUAAAAUCAAAUUAUCCAAAAUCGUAAUUAAAAAUUGGAAACUUAUUUUAAAUUAAAAAUGUUGGCUUAAAAAUAUUCGCAACCCUGGUUCUGACCGCAGAAAUAACCCAAAAAUGCAAUUAUCAUGACUUUUCUCUUUUGCAUUACCGGCUCUUUAAAAUUAUUUGUUUCUAGAAUUUUAUGCGUUUUAUGAAAAAUACUAUGGACUGUCAAGAUUUACAAUAUUUUGUAUUAUAUAUAAUAUUUAAUUUUUGUAAUUUUUAUUUACCUUUCUAACAAAUUUAUAAAUUUUAAGUAUUUUGAAAGCAAAUGUAAACCAAAUCUAUGCUCGCAAUACAUACAGAUGAAUAUGUGUAUUGAUAUAUUGAUUAUCUGCUUAUAAUUAUUUUAUAUUUAUGUAUGUAUGUAUGUAUAUAAAAGAAGGCAUUUGCUUAAAAUAGUUAAUUAUGAAUGAAAAGUGUAAGCACGUUGGGCAAUUUUUUUCACUUCGUUGAAAAAGAAACGUAAUGCGAUAAAUAAAAGUUAGAAAUAUGCAAUUUCUUUAGAAUGAGUAACGGUAUAGAAUAAGCUAGUUUGCAAAUUGUACGAUAUUUUCUUUGAUUAAUUUUUAUCAAUAUUAAACUUAUCUCAAUACUGCACUUUCAAUAAUUUCCUUCCUUAAAACGCAAACAUUUUAAAUUUAACUUUGCAUAAAGAAGUUUGAGUAUAGUAAAUAAGUAAGAUAUGCCUGUGUCUGCAUAAAACAGGACAUGUGUGUUAAAUUAAAUUGUUUGUAAAUGUAAGCAUUUGAUGUACAAUACCAACUGACCAAUAAACUCGAAUGAAAAGAAGAAUAAUUGUUAACAGUUUUGAAAAAAUAAAUAAAUAAAGCUAAUAAUAAUAUAAAUGGUA
Molecule: messenger RNA, 6868 nt
Organism: Bactrocera oleae (olive fruit fly)
Lineage: Eukaryota; Metazoa; Arthropoda; Insecta; Diptera; Tephritidae
Source: RefSeq, a predicted model, not a curated record